This is a messenger RNA of Miscanthus lutarioriparius, 2433 nucleotides long. NCBI's taxonomy places the organism in Eukaryota, Viridiplantae, Streptophyta, Magnoliopsida, Poales, Poaceae. The record is from the annotation of a GenBank genome assembly.
AUGGCGGACGUGGCACUGGCCGGCUUACGGUGGGUGGUAUCGCCAAUCGUCAACAAGCUCCUCGCUGAAGCUUCAACCUACCUCAGCGUUGACAUGGCGCAGGAGCUCCAAGAACUGGAGACCACCGUCCUGCCACAGUUUGACCUGGUGAUUGAAGCAGCAGAGAAGAGUCCCCAUAGGGACAAGCUGAAGGCAUGGCUCCAGCAGCUCAAAGAAGCCUUCUAUGACGCCGAGGACCUGUUGGACGAGCACGAGUUCAACCUCCUCAAGCGCAAAGCGAAGAGUGGGAAGGACUCCGUACUGGAGGAGGAUGCCUCCUCCAUGAAAUCAACUAUUCUGAAGCCUUUUCAAGCUGCAACGAGCAGGGCUCGCAACUUGCUCCCUAACAACAGAAGGCUAAUUCGCAAACUUCAUGAACUGACGGACAUCUUGGCGAAAGCCCAGGAUUUCCGUGAGCUUCUUGGCUUGAAAGCUGCUAUCCCUGCUGUACCAACAACUGCUGCUCCUCCCACAACGACAUCACUUCCCACUUCAAAGGUGUUCGGUCGUGACCAAGAUCGUGAUCAUGUAGUGGAUAUUCUUCUCAACAAGUCGACAGCUCCUGAGGCAAGUUCAUCUAGAUUUUCAGGUUUGGCUAUUAUUGGAGCUGGAGGCAUGGGGAGAUCUACCUUGGCACAGUACGUCUAUAAUGACAAGAGGGUAGAAGAAUAUUUUGAUGUCAGGAUGUGGGUCUGCAUCUCACAAAUUGAAGAUCAGCUGUUGCGGCUGAAAGAACAGACUGCAGAGAAGAUUGCUGAAAGGCUUGGACAAUCUCCACUGGCAGCAAAAGUUCUGGGUUCCCGGUUGAGCAGGAAAAAGGAUGCGAGUGAAUGGAAUGCUACUCUAAAGAUUGACAAUCUAAGCGAGCCCAGGAGAGCUCUGUUGUGGAGUUACGAGAAGUUAGAUCCACUUACGCAGAGGUGCUUUCAGUAUUGCAGCUUAUUUCCAAAAGGCCACAAGUAUAACAUUGACGAGAUGGUUCAUCUUUGGGUUGCAGAGGGCCUCGUUGAUUCAUACAAACUGAGUAGGAGAAUGGAGGAUGUUGCAACUGAAUACUUCAAUGAGAUGGUCUGUGGAUCUUUCUUUCAGUUGGUUUCUGAAAGAUAUAUUGGUCCAUGGUAUAUCAUGCACGAUCUCCUUCAUGAUUUGGCAGAGUCACUGGCUAGAGAAGACUGCUUCAGAUUAGAAGAUGAUAAGGUGACAGAAAUAGCAUGCACUAUUCGACAUCUAUCCAUUCGUGUUGAGAGUAUGGAAAAGCAUAGACAAAUUAUCCACAAGCUACAUCAUUUACGUACUGUUAUCUGCAUCGAUCCACUGAUCGAUGAUGCAAGUGAUCUUUUUGAUAAGAUACUGCAGCAUAUGAAGAAGUUGCGUGUAUUAUGUUUGUCAUUUUACAACAGCAGCAAGUUGCCUGGAUCUGUUGGUGAGCUGAAGCACAUUCGGUAUUUGAACCUCAUCAGGACAUUAGUUUCUGAGCUCCCAAAAUCAUUAUGUACUCUUUAUCACUUACAAUUUCUUUUGUUAAAUGGCAAAAAUAUCACCGGAAAGGGCGAAGCCUUGGAGUCGAAGCUAUAUCAGAAAAAUCGUCUCAAAGAGUUGCAGCUUGUCUGGAGUGGCGAGAAUGAUAUGGAUGCAGAAGAUAGUUUACACUUGGAUAUUCUAGAAGGUCUGACACCACCGCCUCAACUGAGUGGCCUCGCAGUCAAUGGUUUUAUCACCAAAAAGGAGCUGGAACAGCAUGAUCUGAGGAAAAACAUAAUUACCGACUACCUGGCAUCUAAACUUGCAUCGUUAUGGGAGGUGGAUUCAGGGUCAUGUAUUAGGAGUGUACUAUUAGAAGAACAUUCAUCUCUGAAGCAGUUGGUGACAUUGAUCGAUGAUGACAUAUCAAAACAUCUCCGAAUUAUACAAAUGGAUCCUCGACAUGAAAAGAGAGAUGAAUUAUUUGUGAAAGAAGAUUCCAUCAGGGCAUGGCUAUGUUGCCAUGAACAGAGGAUGAGGCUCAUUUAUGGAAGGAGCAUUGCACUGCCACUGGUUCCAGCAUCAGGGCUUCGGUGUCUUGAGCUUGACUCAUGCAGUAUUACAGAUGGAGCUUUAGCUGCUUGCCUUGGUGGCCUGGCUUCAUUGGAAACCUUGGCUUUAGAUAAGAUUAUGACUUUAACUGCGCUUCCUUCAGAAGAGAACUUACAUUUGACAGAGGUUCGAAACCUCUCUGUUGAGUGCAUCUCACAGUUCCGUGUCCAGGAAUCACUCACUGCUAGUAGCAUCGAAUUGCUAAACCACAUGCUCAUGGCGAAGGUUUUACAAUCCCAAUGUCUCUUUCUCUUCAAGAUUGCAAGGAAUCAUCAGUUACGUUUGAAGAGUCUGCAAGUUUCUCAUCUGUCAAGCAUCUGA